Messenger RNA from Trypanosoma conorhini, 1713 nucleotides. Its product is annotated as SET domain containing protein. Gene Ontology annotation, biological process: peptidyl-lysine monomethylation. NCBI's taxonomy places the organism in Eukaryota, Euglenozoa, Kinetoplastea, Trypanosomatida, Trypanosomatidae. Gene Ontology annotation, molecular function: protein-lysine N-methyltransferase activity. Bases 1 to 1713 code for a protein of 570 amino acids. The record is from RefSeq and is a predicted model, not a curated record. The transcript has a single exon.
AUGGCAGCCUUGGAAACGGAAUCAAAGGCCUGGUUUGAGGCAGAACUGGAUGCUGGCGAUUGCGCCGCCGUGAAGCGGCUUUUCCUGGACCGGCAGGCACUCGAGGAGCGUGGAGGCAGCGAGUUUUCCCGACUGCUGUGGAUGUGCCGCAUCAUUGCCGCGGACCACCGCGUGGUGUGGGAGCACCUUUCCCCCGCGUUUACGGAGGCCUUCAAGCGGCCCGUGGACGCUUGGAACGAGCAGCUGGCGGUGAAGGUUCUGCGACUGCGCAUUGAUCGCAUGAAGGACGCCGGAGCCGCAGCUCGGCUGCGUGAGGCGCUUGACGAGCAUAUGACCACCGCCCUGAAGCCGGCCGCCACCACCCCACAUGUUGGCCCGAAACCCGUCGUGCGGGGGGCCGAGGCGUCUCCCUACAUUGUGCUCCCCGCCGCGCCUGGCGUGGAGGGCUCGCUCGUCUGCAACGCACCACUACCGGCGUUUGGUGAUUUUCUGCGUGUACCUCGCGAUCGCAUGUUCUUUAUCGACACCGUUGUGCAAUACUGCGAGCUGGGGCGGGUGGUUCAUGCCUCUGGCGAAUUGUCGAGCAUGAUCUCCGGCGAUGAGCCACUCCUCGUUCUUUGUCUUGUCUAUGAGCGGUAUGUGGCGGAGUCGUCGCACUGGGGCGACCUGCUGUUGUCGUGCCCCGGCGAAUACCCCACCGUCCCAAGUUUCUGGGGCUGGGAUGACCUCGCAGAGCUGGAGGGCCUUGACGUGCUGGAUGACGUGCUGGCCAAGAAGGCACAGUUGGUGCAGUUUCACACGGAGACUAUGGCGGUCUUGCCUAUCGUCUAUGAGGCUCUUGCGGGGAGCUGCCGACUUGGAAAGGAGGAAUUCCUGGACUGCUUCUCGCUCGAGGCGAUGAUGUGGGCCCGCGCGACGUUUGACUCUCGCGCCUUCAACUUAAAUGUGGAUGGGCGCGUCGUACUUGCCUUGGUGCCCGUGGCGGACAUGAUCAACCACGGCAACCGCAGCGAUGUCUUGGUGCGAAGGGUCGAACCCAACGGGGGGGAUUUUGUGAUGCAGAUAGGGGCGAGCCUGACGGCGCAGGACGUGGGUCGCGAACUGUGGAUGAGCUACGGCCCCCUGCAGAACUGGGAGCUGUUGCAGUUUUACGGGUUUGUCAUGGAGGAGAACGCCCACGACAAGUUGCCGUUCCCCUCUGAUUUCGCGGAGGGCGUCGUCGCCGACGAGUGGGACGAGCGGCGGGCGGCGCUGGUGGCGAAAUACGCCUUGCACCUUGCGGGCCGCUGCUGGAUCGGCAGUGACGGCCGCCCGCCGCCCGCGCUCGUGGCGCUGCUCCGCGUGCACUUGGCGGAGGCGGGGGAGUUUGACGGGUUGGAGCGGCACGGCCCAUUUGCGUGUUUGAGCGCCGCGACGGAGGCGCGCGUCGUCGCCGCAAUUGCCGAGACGGUCCGCUGCAUCCUCGACCUCUCAGGCACGUCGCUGGCGGAGGAUGAGCGGCGGUUGCGGGACGCCGGCAGCGGCGGCUCGGCCGCGGCGCACACUGACGACGGUGGCGGCCCCCAGCCACUUUCGCGCAACAAGCGGCUGGGCGUUCUGCUCCGCGUGGGGCUGAAACGCAUCGCCCACCGCUCGCUGGAGUGGUGCGGGGCGGCCGCGGCCGCCAUUGCCGCUCGGGCGGAGGCAGCGGCCGGCGGUGCCCGCGACGAGUAA